GCGGAGCGGGAGGCGGGCGGCGAGCCCCAGAGCCGCGUCGUGCGGGGCAUCGGGCAGCUCCUGCUCCGCCAGGGCGGGCCCAGGGCGGGCCAACCAAACCAGGAAGGGACGGAGCCCGCCGGUCGGCUGGUCGGGAUGGUGCGCCUGCGCCGCCGCGCCUGCCUGGCGCUCUUCCUCUGCGCGCUUUUCGUUUUCGGCGCCCUCCUGGCGCUGCGCGCCCGCAAGGCCUCCGACGGCUCCGGCGCCCUGGCCGAGGGCCGCCGCCGCCGCCGCUUCCCCGGGCCUGCGGCGCCUUCCCCACCGAGCCCCAAGGCGCAGCCGGGUGGCCCUAGGCGGACCUCGGCGGCGCUACACGCCUUCUACUACACGUGGUACGGGACACCGCGCUUCGACAGCCGCUACGUGCACUGGGACCAUGCGAUGGUGCCCCACUGGGACCCCAAGAUCUCGGCCAACUACCCCAAGGGCCGCCACAGUCCCCCCGAGGACAUCGGCGCCAGCUUCUACCCGGCGCUGGGGCCCUACAGCUCCCGCGACCCGGCCGUGCUGGAGGAGCACAUGCGGCAGCUGCGCGCCGCCGCCAUCGGAGUCAUGGUUCUAUCCUGGUACCCACCUGGCCUGGCAAAUGACAACGGGGAGCCCUCUGAGAGCCUGGUGGCCUUCAUCUUGGAUGCUGCACACAGAUAUGCGAUCAAGGUCGCAUUUCAUAUCCAGCCAUACCAGGGGCGUGACGACAACACAGUGCACAACAACGUGAAAUACAUCCUAGGCAAGUAUGGAAUGCAUGAAGCUUUCUACAGAUACAAGACCAGCACAGGCUGCAGCCUGCCUUUAUUUUAUAUUUAUGACUCUUACCUUACACCACCCGAAGCGUGGGCUAAUCUGCUCACCCCAUCAGGCUCCCACUCGCUGCGCAAUACCCCCUAUGAUGCUGUUUUCAUUGCACUGCUGGUGGAAGACAGACACCAACAGGACAUCCUCUCAGCAGGCUAUGAUGGCCUCUACACCUACUUUGCCUCCAACGGCUUCUCUUACGGCUCCUCCCACCACAACUGGAAAGCCAUCAAAGCAUUCUGCGACGCCAACAAUCUCCUCUUCAUCCCAAGCGUGGGCCCUGGCUACAUAGACACCAGCAUCCGCCCGUGGAACCACCACAACACCCGCCACAGGGUGAAUGGCAAGUACUACGAGACGGCCCUGCAGGCGGCCCUCCUAGUGCGCCCAGAGAUUGUCUCCAUCACUUCCUUCAAUGACUGGCAUGAGGGCACCCAGAUUGAGAAGGCUGUUCCCAAGAAGACCGUGACCCGCCUUUAUCUGGAUUACUCACCCCACCAGCCAGACAUGUAUCUAGAGCUGACCCGCAAGUGGGCCGAACACUACAGCAAGGAGAAGGAGGAAUGGCUCAUGUGAGCAAGCUGCCAGGCUGAGUCUGCUGGGCGUGAAGAGUCCCAAAGACAACCUGGCAGUUCAGGCAGAGGAAGCUGCUCUCGAGCUCUGAGCACCUGGGCACACAGGUGUUAAGAGACUUUUAAAAGCAGUCACCCUCCCUCAACAAUUGGCUGUAAUGCAUAUUUUGGCACAUGGCAAAGAAAAGGAAAAGAGAUUAAGAGAAGGGAAUAAUUUGGCUGAUAAAGCGGCAAAGGAAGCAGCCCUCUCUGAAACAGGUCCCACAGUUGCUCUCCAGCUUACCCCUCUGAAUGCUUUAAAGCCUCACUACUCACCCGUUGAAGCAGAGGAUGCUGCCGCCAAAGGAGCAUCUCUGACACCGGAAGGGUGGUGGAAGCUGCUAACAGGACAAGUUAUAGUGCCACGGCCCCUUUUGAGACAGGUUGUCUUAGGUAUGGCAUUUCGUAAACCAUAAAGAAUGAGACGUCAGUAAUUCUCAAGUUCAGUGCUGCCACCAGGCGCAGCAUCCCAAGCUAAGUCCCUUUCCUUAUAAAUGUGAUAGUCGUCAGUCGGAGGGCAGAGCUCCACCCAUGCGAUGCUCUCCCUUUGCAAAGGUUUUCAAUAAAGGCAAGCUUUUGCACUUUGGCUGGUCUCGUCUCCAUUCUUUAUUGGCAUCUCAAGGAAUUGAGUGCCUUUCAUGAGUCAAGCCAUCCAUCCAGGCCUGAUUCUUUUGUAACACAGGGGUGAGCUUCAGUUCCUGUUAGUUCACGUACCUCUUGAAAGGGCUGUGAAGCUCCAGUAGGGCAGCAUACUGAUCUGCUACUGCGCAAAACGUCCGAGCAGAUUAAACAGGGAGCUCUCAUCUCUUCCCCUGUUGCAAGCCGAGGACAAUUCAUAUCAAGCAUUAGUUCUGCAGGAGGUGCUCAAGUGAACAGUGCACCCUUGUUGCUGUUUUGUUCCUGGGACAUUUGUUCCUAGUCUGCAGCUGCUAGUUAGACCUCUGUCCACCGCUCCCAGCAAAUUUAACCUGUUUGAGCCCCACCCUUUAAAGACAGACAAGUUGUGUAUGCAGGACAGUUCUCAGAAACUGUGAUGUAUCAUGUUUUUGGAAUUCCAAUGAUGAAAAGUGUACCUCAUCUUGCAAUAAAAUGCG
Rhineura floridana is the source of this 2539-nucleotide messenger RNA. It is a transcript of the gene MANEAL, whose product is annotated as mannosidase endo-alpha like. The transcript is spliced from 4 exons. Gene Ontology annotation, cellular component: Golgi apparatus. NCBI's taxonomy places the organism in Eukaryota, Metazoa, Chordata, Lepidosauria, Squamata, Rhineuridae. The coding region runs from base 136 to 1410 and encodes 424 amino acids. The record is from RefSeq and is a predicted model, not a curated record. Gene Ontology annotation, molecular function: alpha-mannosidase activity.